UUCCUCCAUCAGAUACCUUCCAUGAACACGGCCAGGCUACAACGCAACCCCCGGCUUGUUGUGCGGUGGGGAAAACACAGGUUGGGCUCGGAAGUCGUACAUCUCUUCGCGCCAUGUCUACUGGAAGGGGCAGACGUGCCAGGAUAGACCUACCGCCGGAACUCGAGGACCACGAAGAGACGUCGCAACGUAGUGUCAGGAGAAAGUCUACGAGACGACGUCGGAACUACAAGAAUGGUCCAGACUCGAAGAACAGCUGGGUUGUCGCCCUGGCGUGCGCUGGGGUUAACGUGUUCAUGCACGCGUCCAGCAAGGUGGUCGGAGUGCUGUUCAUCGGAAUGCUGGCGGAGUUCUCGACUAGUCGGGAAGUGGCUUCCUGGCCCUUGGUGCUCAAUAAUAUGCUGCUUAAUCUUGCAGCUCCAGCUUUCGGGUUCCUGUCCCAGUUCUUUCCCAUUCGCAACAUCAUCCUGGCGUCAUCAGCGCUUUCAUCGGUGUCCGUAGCUCUGUGCUUCGUGGCCAGUGACGUGUUCUACGUGUCCUUGCUUUUCGGUGUUAUUCACGGCGUAGCAACGUGCGGGGCCGUGCUAAUGACUCAAGUCUGCAUCAACCAACACUUUGUCCGUCGCCGAGGCACAGCCGCGGGCAUCGUGUCUGCCAUCUCGAGCAUCAACUCGCUAUUGUUCCCUCCUUUGUGCGAAUUCUGGAUGAGCUACUACGGCCUCCAGUGGACGUUUCUUCUCCUAGGUGCCUGUAUCAUGAACGCCAUGGCAUUCGCCAUAUUAGUUCGGUCCCCCAGCUGGUUAAUCACCAAGCCUUCGGAACUGAGCCGGCGUCGAAAGAGCAUCUUCGUCAAGGCCAACGUGGCAGAUAAGGGGCUCGCGAGCUGGAUCACGCAUUUUACCGAGGAGAACAGUGAUGACUCUUCGGACGAAGACGAGAACAUUGGAAUGACGAAGCACCUUUCGAGCUCGGUGCGCUAUUUCUUCAGUGAAGGGGGUGGCAUCACAACAUCCGGAAGUACGUCGAGCCUUCAGGUGGCUCCCACGGUGCCCGUGAUCCAUCGCACGAGCAUAGCCCCUGUCACAUUGUCACGAAAGGACUCGGAGCAAUUGCUUUAUAAUAAGAGCGGCGAAGUUCUUCCCAAAAGAGUGGUAGAGUGCAGAAGGUCUGACCCGACCCCUGCAGGCAGCAGAGGUUCAAGUCGCAGUCCGCCAAUGGCGAGCACGCUUUUGGUGACGGAACAUCGUCUACCCACGACGAAACAAGUUCAAGUUGCGGGUGACAGCAGAGUAACUGUCGUGCCAGUGCUUUCGAUACCUACCGGAUACACUCUGUGUCAACCUCUGGAGCAUUCCAAAGGGUCAAAGACACACGCAAAGCAAUUCCAGUUACGCAAGGACGACUCUCUUGACGAGGGCUACUACAAGAAUGAGAAGGCGUGGAAAGUCACAAAGUCCUUUUUGACCAUAUCCUUCUGGCAUUUAACGCUAUCCCAAUUUCUCGUCCAAUUUGGCUUGGGCGUCUUUGUGAUGACCAUAAUCGACUACGCCAAGGACUGUGGCAUCGAACCAAAAGACGCGGUCUUCUUCAUGACCACCUUCUGCGUGGGAGACAUGCUUGCUCGUCUGGUAGCUGGAGUGGUCACGGACCGUGGGGCAGUUCAUAUCCAGUUGCUCGUGGCCGUCGCCUACGCGCUGCAAGGGGCCUCGUACGAACUCAUGUGCUACAUGAGGACCUACGUGUCCUUGUUGCUGCUUACGCUCGUCAUUGGGGUCAGUCAUGGCUGCAGAAUCUUCAUGCUCCCCAUAUUUUUGACCCGGAGCUUCGGACUGAGAGGGCUAUCCAUCAACCUCAGCGUCGCCACCUGUAUCUGUGGCUUGUUAAGCAUGGUCCGACCUUUUCUCAUAGGAUAUUAUAGGGACGAACAGGGGACCUACAGAGGUCUGUAUCAUAUCAUCUGCAUUGUGAACUGCGCUGUAGGCGUGUCCUGGUUCAUCAAAAUCUUUCUGAUGAGAAAGCGCGACAGACUCCAGCUUCAAGGCAUUUAGCACCGGUGGACGUCCGAACGGAACUCUACGAGGAUGUCCACAGCAUCUGUAGCGGAACUCUUCUGACAUUUUGUGCACGUUCACGGGACAUUAGCGUCCUUGCCUGUGAUACAUAUUCAGAUGCAGUGGUGCGUGAACGCUAACCGAAGUUCUAUGUCGUGAACUUUUUUUAUAUUGCGAACUUUUCUUUUGCCUGAAGGACCAGCACAGGUCUUUUUUUACAAUCUGUAUAGGAGGUCCCGCAAACAUGUUCUACAGAGCGAAUCGACAGCUUAAACAAUAUUUUCCGGUACACUGAAGGCCGGUUUCAACAACGCCGAUUAAGAACCGAGAUCAACGGUCGCUUAACUUGAAUUUAACGCUUAACUGUGCUUCACAAAAGGAAGUUAUGGUCACUGAAACAUUCAUCACGUCACCAACUAA
Ornithodoros turicata is the source of this 2471-nucleotide messenger RNA. RefSeq lists its product as uncharacterized. NCBI's taxonomy places the organism in Eukaryota, Metazoa, Arthropoda, Arachnida, Ixodida, Argasidae. Bases 114 to 2048 code for a protein of 644 amino acids. The transcript has 4 exons. Gene Ontology annotation, molecular function: transmembrane transporter activity. The record is from RefSeq and is a predicted model, not a curated record. Gene Ontology annotation, biological process: transmembrane transport.